This is a messenger RNA of Balaenoptera acutorostrata (minke whale), 1965 nucleotides long. It is a transcript of the gene PTGES2, whose product is annotated as prostaglandin E synthase 2. Gene Ontology annotation, cellular component: mitochondrion. Gene Ontology annotation, molecular function: prostaglandin-E synthase activity. The transcript is spliced from 7 exons. The coding region runs from base 151 to 1224 and encodes 357 amino acids. Lineage: Eukaryota; Metazoa; Chordata; Mammalia; Artiodactyla; Balaenopteridae. The record is from RefSeq and is a predicted model, not a curated record.
GCCCAGUCCCACGAGAGCUGGCUCUCCCCACUCGGCAUCACUGUCACUCCUGGCAACCUGCGGGGCGCCGGAGACCUGCUCCUUUAAGAGGAGCCUGAGCCUGGGCCAUCUUUGUUUCUCGCGCCCUCCCGCUGCGCCGGCGGAGCAAACAUGGCCCACGCUGUGCGGGCGCUGUGGCCCGGCGGGCGCGCUCUGACCUGGAGGCUGGGCGGUCGCCCCGCGCUGGGACUCCCCGCGCAGAGCCGGGCCGGCUUAACCGGGGCGGCGGGAGGUCCGGGCCCCGCCGCCACGACCCGCAAGGGUUGCCCACGGCUCCUGGGGGCGGCGGCGCUGGCCCUGGGAGGAGCCCUGGGGCUGUACCACACUGCGCGGUGGCACCUGCGCGCCCAGAACCUCCGUGCCGACCUCUCAGCCGCGCAGCUCUCCCUGUCCAGCCGCCUGCAGCUGACUCUGUACCAGUACAAAACGUGUCCCUUCUGCAGCAAGGUCCGCGCCUUCCUCGACUUCCACGCCCUGCCCUACCAGGUGGUGGAGGUGAACCCUGUGCGCAGGGCCGAGAUCAAGUUCUCCUCCUACAGGAAGGUGCCCAUCCUGUUGGCCCAGGAAGGAGACAGCUUGCAACAACUGAACGACUCCUCUGUCAUCAUCAGUGCCCUCAAGACCUACCUGGUGUCGGGGCAGCCCCUCGAAGACAUCAUCACCUACUAUCCACCCAUGAAGGCUGUGAACGACCAGGGCAAGGAGGUGACCGAAUUCUGCAACAAGUACUGGCUCAUGCUGGAUGAGAAGGAGGCCCAGUGGAUGUAUGGUGGGAAGGAGGCCAGGACGGAGGAGAUGAAGUGGCGGCAGUGGGCAGACGACUGGCUGGUGCACCUCAUCUCCCCCAAUGUGUACCGCACGCCGACCGAAGCCUUGGCCUCCUUUGACUACAUUGUCAAGGAGGGCAAUUUCGGGACCGUGGAGGGCGCCAUGGCCAAGUACAUGGGCGCAGCUGCCAUGUACCUCAUCAGCAAGCGGCUCAAGAGCAGGCACCACCUCCAGGAUGACGUGCGUGAGGAUCUCUACGAGGCUGCCAACAAGUGGGUGGCAGCUGUGGGCAAAGACCGGCCCUUCAUGGGGGGCCAGAAGCCGAACCUGGCUGAUCUGAGAUGUUUUCUUCUGUCUUUGCAUUUCUCAGAGGAGGAUAUGGUUGAUGGCAGAGCCAUGCCGGGGAUAGGGGCCUGACUCCUGACUGGGGCUUUAUCCCUGGGGCUGUGGCAGGCAGAGAGGAGCCUGCCCACACCCUCCUCACCUCCACUAAAUGGUCACCUUGAUGAAAAGUCACCUUGAUGAAAAGGACUGUGCUAACUAGACCCAUUCCCUGUGACGGGCUGGAGAAUGGCCAGUCAAUGCAAGGCCACUACGGGGCACUGAGUCCUGCUUCUGUCACGGAGUAUUUCCCCCAGAGGUGACAACCUCGCCUCAGUUACCUUUUCCCAUAACCAGCAGAGGGCGGUAGAGGAUGCAAAAGCCCUGUAGGGGACGGCAACAAGACCUGGUGCUGCCACCUUGUGGCCAAUUCUGGGAUCGCAUCUUUGGGCCAUCCUCAUUUUCCAGGGACUCUAUUUGCCCAUCUGUAAAAUGGGUUUAGCAUGCAAAGUGCUGAAGAUGAGUAGGUAGGAAAAGUCACACCUUUCAGGGGAAAAGGCCGCAAGCUAGGAGCCCUUGCCCCAUCUUGGUAAUGCUCGGGUCAUGGUGUGUGCCUGUGGGCAUUGGUAGCAGCAGAAGGCCUGAGGUGGGAACUCUGCAAUUGUUUGCUGUGACCUUGGGCAAACCCCAUCCUUGCCCACCCAUGGGCAAGCUCUCGGAGGUCAGUUACCCUUCAUGGGGUUGUUGAAAUCAGGGAUAAGAAGGUUGCACAAAGUUGAUGUGCAUUGUUGAUGUGUGAGGGGUGUUUUUCUGCAGCUGGUGGGGUCUGCUGUCUCU